CCUGCAGUGCAAAGGCGAUUAUCACACCUUCCAGACACUCAGCGAGACUUCGCCAUUGGCGCCACGAAAGCAUUGCACAAGGGAAAGCUUGGUGAACCCUCAGGGAGAGGAGGAUUCUGUUUUCCUGAACUGCUGAUCAUUACUGAGUUCCUCCUCCGCUGUGACACAAUGGCCUUGGGAGGAAAGGAGACGGUCAAAGCCUGAGACUCCCAGCCACACGCCACCCCCAAAAUGGCCUCCCAAGAAGUGGCUACAGAUGGGUUGGAGACAGAAGGAGCUGGCACCCCAGGCAGCCAGGUAGAAUCAGAUGGGGUGAAUAUUUCUAUUUACCGGCCCUUGAAUGAAUCACAUUACCAAGAAGGAACGUUACAAGCCCUUGGGGCCGUCCAGAUCCUGAAUGGAGCAAUGGUUCUGGCUCUGGGUAUCUGGCUGGCGUCCUUACUGUAUCUGUCUCACCUCUUCAGACACUUCUUCUUCUUCACCUUUUACACAGGCUAUCCACUGUGGGGCCCUGUGUUCUUUAUCAGUUCAGGAUCGUUGUCUGUUGCUGCAGGGAGAAAUCCUACGAGAAUGCUGAUGCAAAACAGCUUUGGGAUGAACAUUGCAAGCGCUACAAUUGCCUUGGUUGGGACUGCUUUCCUCUCAGUCCAUUUAGCACUGAACAGCCAGUCUUUCAAGGGUUGUCAGUCUUCACAGUCUCCAGACUUAUGCAUCUACAUGGGUUCCUCGUCAAAUGGCCUGGUGUCCCUAAUGCUGAUCCUGACUUUGCUGGAACUGGCCAUUACUAUCACUAUGUCUGUUAUGUGGUGCCAAGGAAACUUCUGUGAUUCAAGAGAGGAAGUUUACCCACCUUCGAAUCCUGGGGGUUCAGAAAUACCUGCUGAUGAAAGUAAUGCUGCGAGCAUAAACAUUCGGCCUCCAGUGUCCAGUGAGGCAGCGCUUCCUCCCAGUGCUCAAGAGGAUGGGAGCUGAGGAACCCCGGUCUCUGCUCGCGGCCCUAAUCAUGAGAAACCUGGGUCUUUGACUCAUCCUUUCUGCCCUGACUACAAGUCAAUUCUGCCAUAUGUUCUGAAUGUGGAUGAAUAAACCUGUCUCCCUAGA
Molecule: messenger RNA, 1101 nt
Organism: Perognathus longimembris pacificus (Pacific pocket mouse)
Lineage: Eukaryota; Metazoa; Chordata; Mammalia; Rodentia; Heteromyidae
Gene: Ms4a3
Product: membrane spanning 4-domains A3
Exons: 7
Coding region: 232-972 (246 amino acids)
Cellular component (GO): membrane
Source: RefSeq, a predicted model, not a curated record